This is a messenger RNA of Oldenlandia corymbosa var. corymbosa, 951 nucleotides long. The record is from the annotation of a GenBank genome assembly. NCBI's taxonomy places the organism in Eukaryota, Viridiplantae, Streptophyta, Magnoliopsida, Gentianales, Rubiaceae.
AUGGGAACCGUGAUUUGGAAGGUGGCACUAGACGGCAGUGGUGACUUCAAGACGGUGCAGGAAGCCAUUGAUGCCGUUCCUUUGGGCAACACCUGCCGGACCCUCAUUCGGGUUUCUCCGGGUAUUUACCAACAGCCACUCUACGUUCCCAAAACCAAGAAUUUCAUUACCCUUGCUGGGUUGAGGCCUGAAAUCACUGUUCUUACCUGGAAUAAUACUGCUACUAAAAUCGACCAUCACCAGGCAUCCCGGGUUAUUGGAACCGGGACCUUUGGAUGUGGAAGUACUAUUGUGGAAGGAGAGGAUUUUAUUGCUGAAAAUAUCACCUUUGAGAACUCUGCACCUAAAGGUUCGGGUCAAGCUGUGGCAAUUCGAGUGACGGCUGAUCGCUGUGCAUUCUACAAUUGCAGAUUCCUGGGAUGGCAGGAUACGUUGUAUUUGCAUUAUGGUAGACAAUAUUUGAAGGAUUGCUAUAUUGAAGGUAGUGUGGACUUUAUUUUUGGAAAUAGCACGGCUCUUUUGGAGCAUUGUCAUAUCCACUGCAAGUCAGCUGGAUUUAUAACAGCACAGAGCCGAAAAUCCUCCCAAGAGACAACUGGCUACAUAUUCCUAAGAUGUGUGAUUACUGGUAAUGGUGAGACAUCAUACGCGUGUCUUGGACGACCUUGGGGACCAUUUGGUAGGGUUGUGUAUGCUUACACUUUCAUGGAUGCCUGUGUCAAACAUUGUGGUUGGGAUAACUGGGGCAAGACAGAAAAUGAAAGAAGUGCCUGCUUUUAUGAGUACAGGUGUUAUGGGCCAGGGAGUUGCCCCUCGAAACGAGUGACCUGGGCCAGGGAGCUGUUGGAUGAUGAAGUUGAACAAUUUUUGAUGCACAGCUUCAUAGAUUCAGAUCCAGAGAGGCCUUGGCUGGCUCAAAGAAUGGCCCUAAGGAUACCGUAUUCUGCUUAA